AUGGAAGAAUACAACAAGCAAGCGUCGGAGUUCAUCUUCCGUGAGAACAACGCCAACGGGCGCGUUGCGGCAGAUACCAUCGAUCUGCACGGACAAUUUGUCGAAGAGGCAGAGGAGAUCCUAGAGGAGAGGAUCAAGUAUGCGAAAGCGCACGGUCAGGACCAUCUCCAUGUGAUCGUCGGCAAAGGAAACCACUCGGCCAACCAUAUCCAGAAGAUCAAGCCCCGAGUAGAGCAAGUCUGUCAGGAACUUGGUCUUCAGUAUGCGACUGAGGAAAACGCUGGGCGCAUUUAUGUGAAUCUGACUGGUGGUCCGGCGGAUAUGGACACUGCCCCUACGCCCAAUCAUCCUCACUAUCAGCAAUACCCUCAGCAGCAGCAGCAGUAUUCGUCGGGCACCUAUGCUCACCCGCAUCAACAGCAACAGCAGCAGCAAUAUCCCGGUUCGCAACAGCAGCAGUAUUCUGGUUCUCAGCAGCAACAGCAGCAACAACAGGGUGCGGGUAACCAGGAUGAGAUCGAGCAGGUGGUCAAUGCGGUUCUGCCUAAGAUCCUUAAUAAGCUGGAGAAGGCUUGCUGUGUGGUCAUGUGA
Messenger RNA from Aspergillus luchuensis, 591 nucleotides. Its product is annotated as Smr domain-containing protein. Bases 1 to 591 code for a protein of 196 amino acids. The transcript is spliced from 2 exons. NCBI's taxonomy places the organism in Eukaryota, Fungi, Ascomycota, Eurotiomycetes, Eurotiales, Aspergillaceae. The record is from RefSeq and is a predicted model, not a curated record.